Messenger RNA from Pseudopodoces humilis (Tibetan ground-tit), 1096 nucleotides. NCBI's taxonomy places the organism in Eukaryota, Metazoa, Chordata, Aves, Passeriformes, Paridae. The record is from RefSeq and is a predicted model, not a curated record.
AGGACUGGCUGCCGGCGGUGCGCUCCGGGCCGGCGCGGUGCGCUCGGUGCGGGCGGGCGCUGCUGCUGCUGGUGCAGGUGUACUGCCCGCUGGAGCGCGGCCCCGCGCACCGCGCGCUCCACGUGUUCGCCUGCGCCGCGCCGCGCUGCUGGGGAGCCGCCCGCAGCUGGAAGGUGCUGCGCUCCCAGUACUCGCAGGCCCAGGAGAAAGAACCCCGAGAUCUCGGCGUCAAACAGAAAGAAGAAUGGAACUCUGCUGCAAAGGAUUGGUGUGAAGAUGCGGAUGACUGGGGAGCCUGUGAUGGAGCAGAGCCUCCUGCAUGUGCCUCCCUUGAGCUGCUUGGCCUAAAGGAAGCUGUGAGCAGUGAGGUGGAGUUUGCAUCCCGGCUCCAGCAGCUGCACCUGUGUGAGCCUGCUGAUGGCUCGGGUCCCCAGGACACACAUCCUGCAGCCUGGGAGGACAUGGAUGACCCAGGUGCCCAGGACACACAUCCUGCAGCCUGUGAGGACAUGGUGAUGGCAACGGCUGCUUCAGCUCCUGUGUUCCAGCCCUUCUACAUUAAUGUUGUGGAUGAGGAAGACUACAUGGGUUUCCUUGACACACAUCAUGCACAUAAGCUACUGAAGGAGUAUCAGCAGAGAGAGUGUGUUGAUUUGGAACAGAUGAUGUCAGAAAGUUUUGCAGGUGAAGAUGGUAAUGAAAAAUAUGAGAAGAGUGAAGUAAAAAGCUGGGAUCACACAUUCCAUAAAUUCAUGAAAAGAAUAUCUAUCUGUCCUGAACAGAUUCUAAGAUACUCUUGGGGUGGCCAGCCUUUAUUCAUCACAUGUCCUCCAGCCAACCUGGACCAGGAUAUUCCAGCCUGCAGUAACUGUGGAAGCAGCAGAGUGUUUGAGUUCCAGCUGAUGCCCACUCUGGUCAGCAUGCUUCAGAGUGACUCAGAUCUGUCAGUGGAAUUUGGAACUGUUAUAGUUUACACGUGUGAGAGAAGCUGUUGGCCGACAAAUCAUCAAACUCCUCUUGAAGAAUAUAUUUUUGUACAAGAAGACCCAGAUCAGAGAUUAUUUAAAUAAAUUGUAUUUCUCUGCAUAGAUGAAAA